GAUCAAGCCCUGCACUUGUGGCACGGUAGCCGACUGCUUGCUGUGAACACGCGUACUGCAUGGAAGCUACGCAACCAGGUGGCCACUGGCCAGAAACUCACGCGACGCGAGCGCCAAUUGCUGGAAACCACGGCCAAAGAUUUGGUGCGGCUGUUGCCCUUUUCUGUUUUCUUGAUCAUCCCCGGCGCGGAGCUCUUGUUGCCUGUUGCGCUGACAUUGUUCCCGACGCUCAUUCCCAGCACCUUCACCACGAAUGAACAACGACGCCGUCAGCUCAUCAUGAGGAACUUGGAGAACAGUGUUGUCCGCCGGCGAUUGUUGGAGCAUAUGGUGGCGAGGGUGCUGGUGAACCAGCGCCACGAUGCCUCCAAAGACGUUACCCCGAUUUUCAGAUCCUUGGCCAAGGGCGGCAUCAUCAGCGCUGAGGAUAUUCGCCGUCUCGCCGUCAGUUUUCACGAGGACGGGCCUUUGGCCAUCCAGAAGCUUCCUCGGUACAUCCUGAGGGAGCUUUGUAUGGUCAUGGGAAUUUAUACCUGGAGCGCCUGGUGUGAGGGACUUCUACUGCCCCGCGCCAUGCAUGCCGUCCGGCUCCGCUUCAUCCUCCAGCAGACGCUCGAGAAGCGUGAAGCCGACGAUCGCUGUUUGGCGGAGGUGGACCUCAAUGCGCUUACCCCGCAAGAGCUGGAAAGGGAGAACGAGCGAAGGCGCAUGCUUUGGUUGGGCCAUGAGUCAAACCUUCGAGCUCAGCUUCAAGAUUGGCUUUCUUUGUCUUUAGACCAGGACAUUCCCAAUCACGUCCUCCUCUUCCUGCGGCCCUGCGCUACGGAUCUACAAGAGGUUCCAGCUUUGCUGAGCCAAGAUGAGCGUGACCACAUCUUGAGACUCCAGGGCCGUUUCGCAGACGCUCAAAUCCACAAGUGGCUCCGGCAGAACGUGGACAGGUCUGCCCAAGCACCGAAGAAGGAUGAGGAGAGUGACCUGGACAAGAGCCUGAUGCAGCAGGACAUCGAGAGCCUCAAGGAACAUGUCGAAGAAGUACGUGCGGAGGUCGGCGAGAUAGAGGCAACAAAGGAGCAGCUGAAAGACUUUGGCCAAGUUCUGAAGUCGAUAGGCGACGAUGAGCUGCUGACGAUUUUUGACGCCUUGGCCAAUGACAAAGGCGUGGUGGAGAUUGAUGCGCUCGAGAAGAAGAUUCAACAGCAUCUUGGAGGAAAGCUCCCUGACGUCUCUGCCUUACACAUCUCCUUGGAGAGCUUCUACAGCGAAGACUCUGCCGCCCACAUCAGCCGGGAGGACUUCAGCGCUGCACUUUCCCGCUGUCGGCAAGACUGCUGA
Messenger RNA from Symbiodinium pilosum, 1335 nucleotides. The record is from the annotation of a GenBank genome assembly. NCBI's taxonomy places the organism in Eukaryota, Dinophyceae, Suessiales, Symbiodiniaceae.